AUGUCGAAUCCACGGUCGUCGUCUCGAUACCGCGACGGCCACACACGAAAUCAAGGUCUGGGUGUCUUGAUUGCAGAAGACGCCGGGUUAAGUGCAGCGAAGAGAAACCUGAGUGCCGUGCCUGUCGUCGGCGGGGAGUCGAAUGCCAAUAUCCGCCAUCUACAUAUCGCCGUUCACCAGUUAGCCAACACGCUGAUGAAGCCUCGCCUGCUUCAGCUUCAACUUCAACUUCAACGCCCGGACAGCCAUUGA
This is a messenger RNA of Fusarium odoratissimum NRRL 54006, 252 nucleotides long. RefSeq lists its product as uncharacterized. NCBI's taxonomy places the organism in Eukaryota, Fungi, Ascomycota, Sordariomycetes, Hypocreales, Nectriaceae. Bases 1 to 252 code for a protein of 83 amino acids. The record is from RefSeq and is a predicted model, not a curated record. The transcript has 2 exons.